This is a messenger RNA of Mercenaria mercenaria, 579 nucleotides long. RefSeq lists its product as uncharacterized. The record is from RefSeq and is a predicted model, not a curated record. NCBI's taxonomy places the organism in Eukaryota, Metazoa, Mollusca, Bivalvia, Venerida, Veneridae. The transcript has a single exon. Bases 1 to 579 code for a protein of 192 amino acids.
AUGCAAGACAACUCAAUACAAUGCAAGGCAACACAACACAAGGCAAGGCAUCUUAACACAAUACAACACAAUGUAGGGGAACUCAACACAAUGCAAAGCAACUCAACACAACAGAAUGCAAGGCAACCCAACACAAUGCAAGGCAACUCAACACAACACAAUAUAUGGCAACACAACACAACGCAACUCAACACAAUGCAAGGCAAAUCAACACAAUGCACGACAACUCAACACAAUACAAUGCAAGGCAACUCAACACAAUGCAUGGCAACACAACACAACACAAUGCACGACAAAUCAACACAAUGCAUGACAACUCAACACAACACAAUGCAAGGCAACUCAACACAAUACAACACAAUGCAUGGCAACUCAACACUACACAACUCAACACAAUGCACGACAACUCAACACAACACAAUGCAAGGCAACUCAACACAAUGUAGGGCAACUCAACACAACACAACACAAUGCAUGGCAACUCAACACAACACAACACAACUCAACACAAUGCACGGCAACUCAACACAAUACAACACAAUGCACAGCAACUCAACACAAUGCAACACAACACAAUGA